ACGUGCCGGGCGCGAGCCACCGCCUCCUGGCGGGUGCUUCCUGUGGCUGUCUCCGCCGCCGCCCGGGGGCCGCGGGAAGCUAGGCGGUUCCGGGCUCGAGAAGGCCCGGUUUUGGUUCGGAUCUGCCGCGAGGUAUCUAGCCUGCCGAGAUGCCAGGGCCAAGACCUCGGAAGGGCCCUAAAACCAGUGGCCAGGGUGCCGAAACUGCCAAGCAGCUGGGGCUUUUUGUGGAGUUCAACCCUGAGGAGAUGCUCCUGGGGGUGGAUGAGACUGAAGAUGAUGGAGACCUGGAGGCUGAGUUAUUGGCGCUCACUGGGGAAACAGGGAGCACAAGCAGGAAGCCGGCACCCAAGGGGCAGGCUCCCCUGCCCAUGGCCCGCAUUGAGAAGUUGGCAGCAGACUGUAUGCGAGAUGUGGACGAGGAGGAGGAGGAGGAGGAGGACGGGCUGGAGGAGGAUGAAGACCUUCUGACAGAGCUACAGGAGGUCCUGGAUAAAGAAACUGGGCUGCUAGAUGGCAGUGAGGCAGCAAGCCCAGACCUGUCUGAGGAGAAGACAUGGGACAACACUGAACAACCUGUAGUACAGGCAGCCUUCCAACAGGCGUUACCUGCAGUGGCUCAGGCUGGAGGGCCUCGGGGGCUGCAGGCUUUGCUGGAGGAGCGGAUCCAUAACUACCGGGAGGCUGCAGCCAGUGCCAAGGAAGCUGGGGAAUCUGCCAAAGCCCGGCGCUGUGAGCGAGGCCUGAAGACUCUGGAGUCCCAGCUUGCCACUGUGAGGAAAGGUGGGAAGAUCUGUGAAGAUGAGAUCCCACCUCCAGUGGCCUUGGGCAAAAGGCCCCCAGCCCAGCAGGAAAGAGCUGACAAGAACUCUGAGAUAGACUCUCCAGUUCCCCUUGCCAUGGAGCCAGGCAACCUUUCCCAACCUGAGUCCAGCCUCCCUGCCGUUGAUCCCUUGCCUGAUUCAGACCCAGACCCUCAAGCCCUGCUGUUAGCCCGACAGAGAGAGUACAAAGCAGCUGCUCUCAAUGCCAAGCGGGCUGGAGAUCUGGAUCGUGCUCGGGAGCUCAUGAGGAUUGGGAAGAGAUUUGGUACUGUCCUAGAGGCCCUGGAGAAGGGACAGCCUGUGGAUCUGAGUGGCAUGCCCCCAGCACCCGAGGAUCUGAAGGCCCUGCCCCAGGCUUCUAAGACCUCCACAGCAACCCAAGUCCUGUCCCCAGCAGUGGAGCAAAUGCAGCCAGUGAUGGCCUCUGACCUCCCAGCUACCCCAGUGGCCCCUGCAGAGCCAAAAACAGUGCUGGAUGCUUUACAGCAAAGGCUGAACAGGUACCGUGAGGCAGGCAUCCAGGCCCGGGCCAAUGGGGAUGAGCGCAAGGCCAGGAUGCACGACCGCAUUGCCAAGCAAUACCAAGAUGCUGUUCGAGCUCAUCAGGCAGGACGGAAAGUUGACUUUGCUGAGUUACCUGUUCCUCCAGGAUUUCCUCCCAUCCCUGGCCUGGAGCCCAGCAAAGGUACUGAGGAGGACUCAGUGGCAGAAACUUUGGCAACUGCCCAAAAACUGGCCUCAGAAGACACAGCCCUGGUAGAUGACGAGGAGGAGAGUGACACCCCAGCACAGGCCCCAUUGGCCAAGAAGCCAGCCCAGCCUCUGGCCCCUUCAUCCCAUCUUCUGACUGAGCCCAAGGCCUCAAGUUCUAAGGAGUCACUGAGCCCAUCUGCUCGGGAGCAGGUGACACUGCUGGAGGCUCGGAAACUGCAGUACCAGCGAGCUGCUCUGCAAGCCAAGCGCAGACAGGAUCUGGAGCAGGCCAAAUCCCAUUUACGAGUAGCUAAAAGUCUCGAAGCUCAGAUCAUCCAGGCCCGAGCUGGUCAACCCAUUGACCUCUCCAAGGUGCCUUCACCCUUGACAGAUGAAGAGGGUGACUUCAUUCUCAUUCACCAUGAAGAUCUGCGACUCUCCCAGAAGGCCGAGGAGGUGUAUGCCCAGCUACAGAAGAUGCUCCUGGAGCAGCAUGAGAAGUGCCUGCUAUUCUCCAAGCAGUUCAUGCACCAGGGUAAUGUGGCUGAGACUACUCGGUUUGAGAAGCUUGCUGAUGACCGAAAGAAACAGCUUGAGAUCCUGCAGCUAGCCCAAGCCCAGGGCCUUGACCCUCCCAGUCAUCACUUUGAGUUGAAGACAUUCCAGACUGUGAGGAUCUUCUCAGAACUCAACAGCACAGAAAUGCAUCUGAUCAUCGUCCGGGGAAUGAACCUCCCAGCCCCACCAGGAGUGACUCCAGAUGACUUGGACGCUUUUGUGCGGUUUGAGUUUCACUACCCUAACUCGGACCAGGCUCAAAAAAGCAAAACAGCUGUGGUAAAAAAUACCAACUUUCCAGAAUUUGAACAAGUUUUCAAACUAAACAUCAAUCGAAAUCACCGAGGCUUUAGGAGGGUGAUCCAGAGCAAAGGAAUCAAAUUUGAGAUCUUCCACAAAGGAUCCUUUUUUAGAAGUGACAAGCUGGUUGGCACAGCACACCUGAAAUUGGAAAGGCUGGAGAAAGAGUGUGAGAUCAGAGAGAUCAUGGAGGUUCUGGAUGGAAGAAAGCCUACUGGGGGGAAGCUGGAGGUGAAGGUCAGGCUGCGGGAGCCUCUGAGCAGCCAGGACGUACAGAUGGUCACUGAGAACUGGCUUGUCCUGGAACCCAGGGGCCUGUGAAGAGGUAGACAUCCUUGGUACCAGCUCACUGACCCAGCUGUGCAGGCUGCAAGAGCCUUUGUACAUGAGAGAUGCUGCUACACGUGCACCAAAGACCUUUGAACUAACCGUGCCUGGGCUCUCCUUGUGCUGCCUCUCCUGGGCCUUCAUGGAAGCAGGCCACAUCGUAGGAGCUUCUCGUACAGCCUCCCACCUCCCCAGAAUGUGGGUGAAGACAAGGAUACCCCAUUGCUCUGUGCCAUAGAGUCCUGUUGCCCAGUAACCUCUGCAUAGUAAUUAUGUACAGCUUAACCCAGCCCCCAUUUGCACCAUUUCUGGAUGUGCCUUUCAAAGAUGUAACUGUAAGGGAUGGGAGAACUCGAGGGUGAUCGGGACAUUCCCUGCUUAGGGGAGGGACAGGAUUCCGUGACUCCAGCUAGCCAGUGGCAGACUGUCCCACUCAGCUGUUUUCCCCUCUGCCUGUGCCUUUGUUCCUGACAGCUGCUGCACUAGCCUUUCUGCUUCCCAGAGGACUUGGGAACAGGAAGUUACUUUGGUACUAUUGGUGGGAAGUAAGGGGAAGGUUCUCUUUGGUUUGGUCCAUGUAUCUAAGAUGAAAGACUGUUAAUUGGGGAGAAAAAAAGGAAAAAAAAAAAGAAAGAAAGAAAAACUA
Molecule: messenger RNA, 3348 nt
Organism: Grammomys surdaster
Lineage: Eukaryota; Metazoa; Chordata; Mammalia; Rodentia; Muridae
Gene: Cc2d1b
Product: coiled-coil and C2 domain containing 1B
Exons: 25
Coding region: 150-2696 (848 amino acids)
Biological process (GO): regulation of transcription by RNA polymerase II
Cellular component (GO): nucleus
Molecular function (GO): DNA-binding transcription repressor activity, RNA polymerase II-specific; RNA polymerase II cis-regulatory region sequence-specific DNA binding
Source: RefSeq, a predicted model, not a curated record